Cotesia glomerata is the source of this 970-nucleotide messenger RNA. It is a transcript of the gene Dph5, whose product is annotated as diphthine methyl ester synthase. Gene Ontology annotation, biological process: protein histidyl modification to diphthamide. Gene Ontology annotation, molecular function: diphthine synthase activity. The record is from RefSeq and is a predicted model, not a curated record. NCBI's taxonomy places the organism in Eukaryota, Metazoa, Arthropoda, Insecta, Hymenoptera, Braconidae. Bases 104 to 970 code for a protein of 288 amino acids. The transcript is spliced from 3 exons.
GUCACAAUUAAAAGAAAGGUUAUGUUUAAGUUGCUCAAGUGUCACGUGUCACACGUGCUUGCAGUUGCAGUUGUUGGCAUACAAAAAUCAAAAAUAAACGAAAAUGCUGUACCUCAUUGGUCUAGGACUUGGAGAUCCAACUGAUAUCACCGAGAAAGGUCGUAAUGCAAUAAACAAAUGCGAGGAUAUUUAUCUGGAAGCUUAUACUUCUGUUUUAUCUGCAGGCCAAGAUGCUCUGGAAAAACAUUACGGCCGGUCUAUAAAAAUAGCAGACCGCGAGCUUGUUGAAGGCGACGACAGUAUGUCAGAAAUAUUAUCAAGCGCAGCAACAAAAGAUGUUGCUUUUUUAGUUGUCGGAGACCCUCUUGGAGCUACUACCCACCUGGACUUGCUUGAGCGAGCUGAAGAGCAAAAUGUCCAGGUGGAAGUGAUUAAUAAUACGUCUAUUAUAAAUGCAGUUGCAUGCUGUGGACUUGAAUUGUACGACUACGGCAAAAUAGUGUCUAUUCCCUACUGGACAGACUCUUGGCAGCCCGAAAGUUUCUACGACAGAUUAGUUAAAAAUUUACGAAUAGACGCUCAUACUCUUUGUCUUCUUGAUAUCAAAGUAAAAGAGCCUACUCUUGAAAGUUUGACGAAGAAGAAACGCGAAUAUAUGCCUCCAAGGUUCAUGAGCGUCGCUGAAGCCGCCACGCAGCUGAUUUCUAUCAUAGAAAAGCGUCGAAAUUCUAAUCAAGAGCUUGCUUUGACAGAAGACAGCUUAGCUGUUGGCUUAGCACGAGUUGGAUCCGCUGACCGGAAAAUAAUUGCUUGUUCUUUGAAAGAAAUGUCUUCUGUAGAUCUUGGUCCGCCUCUUCAUUCUCUGGUCAUCCCUGCGAAACAUCUUCAUCCAAAUGAAAUUAAUCGUCUAAAAAAAUUCGCGCUAAAUAAAAAUGAAUUUGAUAAAUUAGUUGAACAGCACACAUCAUAA